CUUCCACGAAAAAGCCACCAGAUAUCAACAGAAUAAUGCAUCCGGAAGUCCUCUAGCAGAGGGCUACGCAUGCGUGGCGCGAAAAUUACGGGAAGUGGUUCUUGUUUACAAACAACGGAUAGAUUUCAACAUAUUUUGCAAUAUCUAACUCUUUGCUUUUACAUUUUUGUGUUAUUGCAAAAGAGUAAAAAUAUUAGAUCCACGAUAGUGACUUCGCUAUCGACCUAAAGCUCAAGAGUGACGUAACCAUCUUCCAUAUUGGUAUUUUUCUCUGGGAAAAGUGAUAUUUCAAUUUUUCAAGAGAGAACUUGUUUUCAUCGUUGUGAUAAUUAGUUGUGCAAUGGAUUUAUCGAAUGGGAGUUCAUUACAAACACACAGAAAUAUAAUUGAUUUAACAAAAUGGCUGAUUUUGGUUUUGCAAAAUUUGGAGAUGAUGAUGAUAAUGAAGAAGAUGAAGAAUAUGAUCCACAGUUAAGGUGGGGAAAUAGUGAUGGAUUGAUAUUCAUGGUUGACUGUAGUAAAGAUAUGUUUAAAAGUAAAACGGAUGAUGAAGGUGACAAUCAUUUUAAUGUUUGUAUGAGGUGUAUACAAACUACCAUGCAGAACAAAAUAAUUAGCAGUAAUAAAGACUUGAUUGGUGUUAUAUUUUAUGGAACUGAGAAAAUUGAAAAUCCAAAUGACUUUAAGAAUAUUUAUGUUUAUAUGAAUUUAGAGCAACCAGGAGCAGAAAGAAUAUUAGAAAUAGAAGAUAUGGUUCAUGGUGGCUAUAAGAAGUUUGGUACUAAGUAUGGACAUAAUGAAUCAUACUCUAUCAGUGAAGCUUUGUGGGCUUGUGCUAACAUGUUUUCUAAUUUACCACAGAAAGUAAAUUAUAAAAGAAUAUUACUGUUCACUAAUAAUGAUGAUCCUCAUUCAUCUAAUCAACAGUUACAGAGACAAGCAAGAACAAAGGCAAGUGAUUUAAAUGAAACAGGUAUUGAUCUAGAACUGAUGCACUUACAGAAACCUGGACAAAAUUUUGAUGUCUCCAAGUUUUGGAAGGAUUUAAUAUACACAACCGAUGAUGAACUGACAGAAUUACCUAAUCCAUCCGAAAAACAUGAUGAACUCCUUACAAGAGUUAGAACAAAAGAUCACAAAAAGCGAGCAUUAGGAAGAGUUGGUUUCUCACUUGGGAAAGGAAUUAAUUUCUCAGUUGGAAUUUAUAGUUUAGUCAGUGGUUGUCCAAAACCAUAUGGUAUCAAGUUAGAUAAGAAAACAAAUGAAGAGUUAAAAUCUCACAGCAAAACUUAUUUAAAGGAAACAGGAGAAGUUCUGAUGGCACAAGACUUAAAAAAGGUACAGACAUACGGUGGUCGUAAAAUAUGUUUUGAAAAUGAUGAAGUAGUGAAUAUAAAACGAUUUGAUGUUUCUGGAUUAAAGUUAAUGGGUUUCAAACCUAGAAGUAAACUAAAGAAAUAUUAUCAAGUGAAACCAGGACAGUUUAUUUAUCCCGAUGAAGAUUCCAUAGCUGGUAGUACAACAAUGUUUACGGCUUUAUUAAAGAAAUGUUUAGACCGGGAUGUUACACCAAUAUGUCAAUAUAUACCACGAAAAAACAACCCACCUAAAUUUGUUGCUUUACUACCACAGAAAGAAGAGCUAGAUGACCAUAAAAUACAAAUAACACCUCCUGGUUUUCAUGUUAUUAUAUUACCAUAUGCUGAUGAUUUUAGAAAAGUUAAACUUGAUGAUGAAGCUCCUAAAGCCACAACAGAUCAAAUUGACAAAGCCAAGGAAUUGAUUAAGAAACUACAGUUUCAAUUCAGUAGUGAGAAUUUUGAGAAUCCAGUUUUACAGAAUCAUUGGAGAAAUAUAGAAGCUAUUGCAUUAGAUAGAGAUGCUCCAGAAGAAAUGACUGAUUAUACUAUGCCUUAUAAAGAAAAUGUACAGAAAAGAGCAGGAAGAAUAAUAGAUGAUUUCAAAGAUCUAGUAUUCCCUGCGGAUUAUGUUCCAGUAGCAAAACGGAAGGCACCUUCAAGUGAAUCAGCAGCUGCAAAAAAAUCGAAGGUAGCAGAUGCUGUGGUAGCUUUAGAUAUAAAGAAAGAAGCUCAAGAGGGAAGGUUGGGUAAAUUUACCGUCCCCAUAUUGAAGGAAUUCAUCAAAAAAGAAAAAAUAACAGCCAAUGGUAGUAAGAAAGCUGAUCUUAUUGAGGCAAUCAACAACCAAUAUGGUAUUGCCAACUAAAGCAUAAUUAUUAAUACAUAUCAAACACGGACAAAUGGGAGGAGAAUUUUUCCAAUCAGAAUUGAUGUAUGAGACAGUCCCGUGGUUUUCAUUCUAUCCAAACCCUUGAAUUUUGAAUAUACUUUCUUUUUUAAUUCAUAUAUUUUUUCCAAAAACUCUUCCAUGUUCCAAAGUCCAUCUUCCAUGUAUGCAUUUGAGUUUAGCGAUUGUUUUCAAUAAAACGAUGUAUCAAGAGGGAGAGAAA
Messenger RNA from Patella vulgata (common limpet), 2470 nucleotides. Its product is annotated as X-ray repair cross-complementing protein 5. The record is from RefSeq and is a predicted model, not a curated record. The transcript is spliced from 21 exons. Gene Ontology annotation, molecular function: DNA helicase activity; telomeric repeat DNA binding; double-stranded DNA binding. Lineage: Eukaryota; Metazoa; Mollusca; Gastropoda; Patellidae. Bases 400 to 2226 code for a protein of 608 amino acids. Gene Ontology annotation, cellular component: nucleus; Ku70:Ku80 complex. Gene Ontology annotation, biological process: cellular response to X-ray; double-strand break repair via nonhomologous end joining; telomere maintenance.